AUGAAUACCAACACCCCGUCACACACGCCCCCUCAGUCAUUGCAUCCCUUCAACGGUACCCCCGAUCAAAUCGUGGCAAGCGACAAAAGCAUCCAAAACGCUCACAAGGCGCUUCUCAAUGUCAUUGUCGCGAAAAAUACUCCAAAGACGGCCACGUUCGAUUCCAUCCUGCGUCCCAUUCUCCUCCUCGAGGACGCCUCCGCGCAAGAGAAAUGGGGAAACUUCAUGUAUCAUAGAGUGUCUCCGUACAAGCCCGUCCGUGAGGCUUCCCGUCAAGCCAGCCUGCGCUCCGACGAGUACGAGGUCGACUGCGGCAUGCGCGAGGAUGUAUUUCGCCUGAUUGACGCGGCGUAUGCUACCAGAGACAGCCAAGGCUUGGACGAGGAGUCGCUUCGUCUUUUGGAGCGCGAGAGACGCAAGUACAUUCAUAAUGGGCUUUUACUUCCCGAGGGACCCCAAAGACUGCGGUUCAAAGAGAUACGUAGACGCAUCGACCAGCUCUGCGGCGAGGCGAUGGAACACCUGGAUGAGAGUACGGCUGGCUUUUGGGCUAAACCGGAAACCCUCGAGGGAGUCUUGGGGAAAGAUAUUGAUAUUAUCGAUCUUGAACAAGGCGUAGGUCCAGAAGAGGGCAAGGAGAGCACACGCAGGGAUUACUUUAUUGCUCAAGCCAAUUUUGCCAACACCAACGCAGCGCUGUUUCAAGAGAUCGUUGCUCUCCGUGAUGAAGCCGCGCGGAUGCUGGGCUACCCAAAUCACGCCAGUCUCAGAAUUGCCGACAAAAUGGCCAAGACACCUGAGACCGUGGACACAUUCCUUCGUGACCUGGUCGAGCGAACCAAGGACGGCGCACAGCGUGAUAUCGCGCAGUUGUUGAGGUACAAACGCCAAUUUUGUCAGGAACACGACCUCGACUUUGACGGGAGGCUGUACCGCUGGGAUAGGCUCUUUUACGAUCGUAUGCGCAAGAAUGCCGAAUUCGGAGUCGACGACCACGAAAUCGCAGAGUACUUUCCCGUCGCGUCCACCAUAGACAAGAUGCUGAGUGUCUUUGCCCGGCUUCUCGGGCUCGUGUUUGUGCGGCUGUCUGCCGAGGACCUCGCGCGUCUGAGCCCGACGGGCCGAGCGGCCGACGUGCUCUGGCACGACGAGGUCCAGAUCCUCGCCGUCUGGGACGACGCGGAAAGCGGCAGCGGCUUCUGCGGCUACCUCUACCUGGAUCUGUUCCCGCGCGCGGGCAAGUACAAGCAGGACAUGACGUUGACCCUGGGGCCCGGCUGCAUCGCGGCCGACGGCGCGCGGCACUAUGCCUCGACGGCGCUCGUCUGCAACCUGACGCGGCCAUCUCUUAAGAAACCCGCGCUGCUCAAGCACGAGGACGUCGUGACCGUAUUCCACGAGCUCGGCCACGCCAUGGCUACACUCUGCGGCCGGACGCGCUACGAGCGCAGCCUGGACCUGCCGCAGGACGGCGUUGAGAUCCCCUCGGCGAUGCUGGAGCACUGGUGCUGGGACGCGCGCGUGCUCGCGCGACUCUCGAGCCACUGGAAGACGGGCGCGGCCAUUCCCGACGAGAUGGUGGCGAGGCUGGCGGGGAUCAAGAGCCUACACGCGACGCUAGGCCUGCAGGGCUCACUGGUACGGCCGCUCUUUGAUCUCCGAGUCCAUACUUUCGCGUCCCGUGAGGAUGCGGAAACUAUUGACUGCGGGGUUCUCUAUAACCAGAUCGAGCAUGACACCUGGAUGCUGAGCGGCCCGGCGGUGGUUGGCAUGGGCAUGAACUGGGGCAAUCUACAUCUGACGUACGAUCAUCUGCUUUCCGGCUACGACGCCGGCUACUACACGUACUGCUGGUCCGAGGUCAUUGCCGCCGACAUGUUCUACUCGGUCUUUCAGCAGGAUCCGCUCAGCAGGACCGAGGGCCAGCGCUACCGCCGCCUCAUUCUCGAACGAGGCGGCAGCAGGGACUUGAUGGGGAGCCUGUGCGAGUUUCUGGGCAGGGAGACCAACCCAGAGGCCUUUCAGAGGAAGGAGCUGGUAAGCAUAUAA
Messenger RNA from Akanthomyces muscarius, 2049 nucleotides. RefSeq lists its product as uncharacterized. Lineage: Eukaryota; Fungi; Ascomycota; Sordariomycetes; Hypocreales; Cordycipitaceae. The transcript has 4 exons. Gene Ontology annotation, cellular component: mitochondrial intermembrane space. The record is from RefSeq and is a predicted model, not a curated record. Bases 1 to 2049 code for a protein of 682 amino acids. Gene Ontology annotation, molecular function: metalloendopeptidase activity. Gene Ontology annotation, biological process: peptide metabolic process; proteolysis.